Peniophora sp. CBMAI 1063 is the source of this 1206-nucleotide messenger RNA. The record is from the annotation of a GenBank genome assembly. Lineage: Eukaryota; Fungi; Basidiomycota; Agaricomycetes; Russulales; Peniophoraceae.
AUGGCGCCUGGUGCACAAGCAUUACUGCGUAAAUCGCCGGACGAUGUCGUGAUUACUAUGGCCAUUCGCUCGCCGAUGUGCAAAGCGAAGAAAGGCGCGUUCAGAGAUAUGAGGGCUGACGAACUUUUGACGGAGAUGUUCAAGCGCGCCAUCGAGCAUAGUCACGUCGACCCCAAGGUCAUUGGUGACAUAUGCGUCGGCACUGUGCUUCCCAAGGGUCCCGUGUAUGAAGCUCGCACUGCUGCACUGGCUGCUGGCAUUCCCGACAGCGUGCCAGUUCAAACCAUCAACCGCUUUUGCUCUAGUGGACUCAUGGCAAUCACCACCAUCUCAAAUCAGAUACGUGUAGGCCAGAUCGAGGUCGGACUGGCGAUUGGCAUUGAGUCUAUGACAGCCAACCCUGACGACGGUGCAAGUAUGGCUAGCGAAGAGAUCAAAGCUCACGAUCUGGCUGUUGAUGCCUUACAGCCGAUGGGUUGGACCAGCGAGAACGUCGCUCGCGACUUCGGCAUCAGCCGUAUUGACAUGGACGAACUCGCAGCUCUUUCAUUCCAGCGCGCGGAGAAGGCGGCAGCAGAGGGUAUCUUCGCAUCUGAAAUCGUGCCCUUCACCGCCUUACAGAAGGACACUGCGACCGGGGAGCGUCGACUGGUUGUCAUCAGCGCCGACGAUGGUAUACGACCUGGUACGACCAAGGAGGGUCUGGCAAAGGUCCGGGCCGCAUUCCCUCAAUGGCCCCCGGCCAAUACGACAGGUGGCAACGCAUCACAAGUGACGGAUGGCGCGGCCGCUGUGCUGCUCAUGACGCGCCGCAAAGCAGAACAACUAGGUCUACCCAUUCUAGCCAAGCACGUCACGACGUCCGUUGCUGGCCUGGCGCCACGUAUCAUGGGCAUUGGUCCCAGCAUCGCGAUUCCGAUGCUUCUCAAGUCUGUGGGCAUCACGAAGGAGGAUGUGGACUUAUUUGAGAUCAAUGAAGCCUUCGCCUCGAUGUAUGUUUAUUGCACCCGCAAGCUUGGUCUUGAUCUCGACAGGGUGAACGUGAAUGGAGGCGCGAUUGCUCUAGGCCAUCCGUUGGGCUGUACUGGUGCUCGGCAGGUCGCCACCGGCCUGAAUGCGCUGCAACGCCGGGGCGGCAAGAUACUCGUCACAUCAAUGUGUAUUGGUACGGGAAUGGGAGCAGCUGGGCUGUUUGUUCGCGACUAG